CCCCGAGUGUCCCCGAGCUGUCCCCUGAUGUCCCCAGGGCUGGAGUUGCCGGUGGCCACCACUCGUCCCGAGACCAUUUUUGGUGACGUGGCCGUGGCCGUGCACCCGCGGGCCCCGCGCUACCUGCACCUGCAGGGCCGGCAGGUGAGGCACCCGUUCAGCGGGGCCCUGCUGCCCGUGGUGAGCGACCCCAGCGUGGAGCCCCAGCACGGAACCGGUGCGGUGAAGGUGACCCCCGGGCACAGCCCCCAGGACCUGGCUCUGGCCCGGGUCCAUCGGCUGCCCCUGCCCUGCGUCAUCGGGGACGAUGGCACCUUGUGUCCCCCGGGGGGGGCUGGCUGUCCCCGUGAUCACCGGGGGGUCUCGGGGCUGUUCCUGCACCCCGAGUUCAGCCCCGGCUCUCGGCGUCACCGGGGGGUCCCCGAGUUCUACGACUUCGCCGUGGCCCUGCUGGAGCUGGAGCGCCCCGUGGGACCCUCCCCCGGCCAGCGGUGA
Poecile atricapillus (Black-capped chickadee) is the source of this 495-nucleotide messenger RNA. Its product is annotated as valine--tRNA ligase, mitochondrial-like. Gene Ontology annotation, molecular function: aminoacyl-tRNA deacylase activity; ATP binding; valine-tRNA ligase activity. NCBI's taxonomy places the organism in Eukaryota, Metazoa, Chordata, Aves, Passeriformes, Paridae. Gene Ontology annotation, cellular component: cytosol. The record is from RefSeq and is a predicted model, not a curated record. Gene Ontology annotation, biological process: valyl-tRNA aminoacylation. The transcript has 4 exons. The coding region runs from base 28 to 495 and encodes 155 amino acids.